AUGAGGUGGAUCCUGUUCUUUGGGGCCUUUAUUGGGCCCAGCAUCUGUGGUCGAGAAAAAUUUUUUGGGGACCAGGUUUUUAGGAUUAAUGUCAGAAAUGAAGACGAGAUCAACAAACUGACUCAGCUAGUGAAUUCGGAGAACUUUAUGCUUAACUUCUUUAAACAUCCCUCCACCUUCGGGCGUACUGUGGAUGUCCUGGUUCCGGCUGUCAGUCUACAGCCAGUCAAAUCCUUCCUGAAGUCCCAAGACUUAGAAUACUCAGUAACAAUCGAUGACCUUCAGGCCCUUUUAGAUGAUGAAGAUGAGGAGAUGCAACAAAAUGAAGGAAAAGAACGGAGUGGUGACGAUUUUAACUACGGUGCCUACCAUUCUCUGGAAGCUAUUUACCGAGAAAUGGACAGCAUGGCCACAGAUUACCCCGACCUUGUGAGCAGGGUGAAGAUCGGAUAUUCCUUUGAGAACCGACCGCUGUAUGUCUUGAAGUUUAGCACCGGAGCAGGAGAGCGGCGGCCGGCCAUCUGGCUGAACGCGGGCAUUCAUUCCCGCGAGUGGAUCUCCCAGGCCACAGGCAUCUGGACGGCAAGGAAGAUUGUAUCUGACCACAAGAAGGACCCCGCCAUCACUUCCAUCCUGGAGAAAAUGGACAUUUUCUUGUUACCUGUGGCCAAUCCCGAUGGUUAUGUGUACACUCAAACCAAAAACCGAUUCUGGAGGAAGACACGGUCCCAAAAUCUUGGAAGCCGCUGCAUUGGUACAGAUCCAAACAGAAAUUGGAAUGCUAGUUUCGCAGGAGAGGGAGCUAGCGACAACCCAUGCUCUGAAGUGUACCAUGGACCCCAUGCAAAUUCAGAAGUGGAAGUGAAAUCAGUGGUAGAUUUCAUUCAAAAACAUGGGGAUUUCAAAUGCUUCAUUGACCUGCACAGCUACUCACAGUUGCUGAUGUACCCGUAUGGAUAUACGGUCAACAUGGUCCCGGAUGCUGAGGAGCUGGACACAGUGGCAAGGCAUGCGGCCAAAGCUCUGGCUUCUCUGUCGGGCACAAAGUACCAAGUGGGUCCCACCUGCACUACUGUCUACCCAGCCAGCGGGAGCAGCAUUGACUGGGCGUAUGAUAAUGGCAUCAAGUAUGCCUUCACAUUUGAGUUGAGAGAUACUGGGCACUACGGCUUCCUGCUGCCAGCCAACCAGAUCAUUCCCACUGCGGAGGAGACCUGGCUGGGCCUGAAGACCAUCAUGGAGCAUGUGCGGGACCACCUCUACUAG
Messenger RNA from Chrysochloris asiatica (Cape golden mole), 1266 nucleotides. RefSeq names its product carboxypeptidase A4 (gene CPA4). Gene Ontology annotation, biological process: proteolysis. The coding region runs from base 1 to 1266 and encodes 421 amino acids. The transcript is spliced from 11 exons. The record is from RefSeq and is a predicted model, not a curated record. Gene Ontology annotation, molecular function: zinc ion binding; metallocarboxypeptidase activity. Lineage: Eukaryota; Metazoa; Chordata; Mammalia; Afrosoricida; Chrysochloridae.